AUGACCAACCACCAAUCUCAAGUGGACGACGAAACUUCCAUGGGAAAUGGAGAUCGAUUUAAGAUCGCUGAUGGAAGCCAUGCUUUUGUUUCAUUACCUAGUGUUACGAUUCCUUCAAGCGAAGUGCCUGCGCCACUUCAUCCUUCAAGCCCACCCUUGAGGGCCUCGAGGUCGACUACAAGCUCGAAACCAGCUUCGGUGACCAAGUUGUCCUCUGAUGCAGUCUUGUUGUCUUCGGAUGAUAAGUUGUCUGUAGAACCAGAACAGAGGAAAACUCUCCAGGAAAGUGCGGUCGAAACUGAAACAAACUCCGCCUCCCCGGCAGAGAGCUCUCCGGCGAGCACAAUGGAGAUCUCUCUCGCAAAAGACGAUGCAAAGCUCAAGACCACUUAUGGGCAAUCUAAAGAUGAUCAGCGAAUCUCGACAAUGCUGAGAAAAGGAAGGUCAAGGUCGGUUCAUGACAGGUCCCUUUCCCCGGAUCCGAAGCAAUCUUUUUUCAUGCGGGCGAGGAGCUUUCCGAAGGAGCAUGCUCCUCAAGAACCUCCUAUUCCUGCGAGAUGUUCUAGUGCUCCUGAAUACGAAGAUACUCAAGCGGGGAUGUUUUCACAGGGUGAACUCAAAUACUACGAAGAGCUUGCUGCUGUCGAGCGCUAUUGGAGGGAGCUGGAUCUUCACAAUGAAGAACUUUACAGGCAAUCUCAAAUCUCGUCAGCGGUUGGCUAUGACAGCAACCUUUACAAGAAUCAGAGACGACAUGUGAGCAGUGGAAACAAGUUUUAUGCGCACGUGGUUCGCUCUAGGGCAGCAGCACAUGACUUCACCGACCACGACCACCAUCAUGCAAGUGAGCAUGAGCGUAACAGGAGGCCAACGAUAUGA
Messenger RNA from Guillardia theta CCMP2712, 879 nucleotides. RefSeq lists its product as hypothetical. The record is from RefSeq and is a predicted model, not a curated record. The transcript has a single exon. Lineage: Eukaryota; Cryptophyceae; Pyrenomonadales; Geminigeraceae. Bases 1 to 879 code for a protein of 292 amino acids.